Molecule: messenger RNA, 2866 nt
Organism: Coffea eugenioides
Lineage: Eukaryota; Viridiplantae; Streptophyta; Magnoliopsida; Gentianales; Rubiaceae
Product: U-box domain-containing protein 35-like
Exons: 10
Coding region: 258-2681 (807 amino acids)
Biological process (GO): protein phosphorylation; protein ubiquitination
Molecular function (GO): protein kinase activity; ATP binding; ubiquitin-protein transferase activity
Source: RefSeq, a predicted model, not a curated record
UUGUGGGGUUGUCAAAUGUUUCACGUUAGUUUCAAAGGGAAUCGAGAUGGGGUAUGGGAUGGUUGUUGGUAAAACCAGCAUCAGCAUUUGACGUUUGAUUUAUCUUCUUCUGCUUCUCAUUCCCAAGUUCCCAUUACUCUUCUGGUUUUGGCGGGUCAAUGGUUUCAGAGUUUGGCAUAGAGCUUCUACUAGAGAAUUAUGAAGACUGGUGAAUUUGCUGAAGUUGUGAAGAAGAACUGAAUUCAGUGCUGAAGAGUAUGGAGGAGAAUAUAACUCGAGCAGAAGACCAAAAACCAUUGCUGCCGCCAACAUCAGCGCUGGUUGCAGUAGCUAUCAACGGAGGUAAAAAGAGCAAAUACGUUGUGAGGUGGGCAUUGGAUAACUUUGUUCCGGAGGGAGAGGUUUCCUUCAAGUUGCUACACGUCCGCCCUAAGAUAAUUGCAGUUCCAACACCUAUGGGGAACUUAAUUCCUAUUCAUCAGGUCCGAGAUGAUGUAGUAGCUGCUUUUAGAAAGGAGAUGGAGUGGCAAGUGACUGAAAAGCUUCUUCCUUACAAAAAAAUGUGUACUCGAGAAAAGGUGCAAGUAGAUAUUGUACUAGUUGAAUCAGAAGAUGUGGUCAAUGCAAUAGCAGGGGAGGUUGCUAAGUGUAGCAUCAACAAGCUUGUAAUAGGUGCUUCAUCUCGUAGGCUGUUCUCACGGGGACAAAACCUGUCCUCAAAGAUCUCAGAAUGCAGUCCAAGCUUUUGCACUGUGUAUGCUGUUUCAAAAGGAAAGUUGUCAUCUGUGCGCCCAUCUGAUUCAGAGACACAUAGAAGCAUAAAAGAUGACUGCAGUGAUAGUAGUCGUUUGACCAGUAGUAGUUCAAGCCCCAGUUCCAGCUCUCAAGCAGAAUGGACAGAUCGAAGCUCGACUGCUUCUUACUGUCUUCUUUCUCCUCCUUCACUGCCACUACAGCGGUUCCAAGCUCUUUCAACUAUUAAUCAAGCAUUAUGUCAUAGAAGAAUGAAUACAAAUGACAUCAUCUAUCAAAACAGCUUGUCUCUGAAGACGGGGGAUAGGGAUGGUGAUGCAACUUCUUGUCUCAGUAGUUCAGACACUAAUGAUGUAUACUCUGCAGCUUCUAGUUUCAGAAGCUUAAUACAAGAUGCCAUGUGGGUCAACGAUCAAGCUUCAGUUGCAGAUACUGUAACAGAUUUUUCAUCUGGAAAUCAGAUCAAUAUCAAUUUUGAGCUAGAAAAGUUGAGAAUUGAACUGAGACAUCUUCGAGGAAUGUAUGCAAUGGCCCAAAACGAGGCAAUAGAUGCUUCUAGGAAGCUAAAUGACCUUAACAAACGCCGGUUGGAGGACACUAUUAAGCUCAAGGAGAUUAUUCUUCAGGAGGAGGAAGCUAAAGAAUUAGCCAAAAAGGAGAAAGAAAGAUAUGAAGCUGCCAAGAGAGAAGCUGAUUAUAUGAAGGAAUGUGCUGAAAGAGAAGCCGCACAUAAGAAAGUAGCAGAGGCUAAGGCCUUGCGUGAGGCCAAAGAAAAAGAAAAACUUGAGAAUGCCUUGGUAGGCCAUGUGCAUCAAUACCAAAAAUUUACUUGGGAAGAAAUUGUGUCUGCUACUUUAUCAUUCUCUGAAGACCUAAGAGUAGGAAUGGGGGCAUAUGGAACUGUCUACAAGUGCAGUUUGCAUCAUACUGCUGCUGCAGUGAAAAUUCUGCACUCCAAGGACACUUACAGAACAAAGCAAUUUCAGCAAGAGCUUGAAAUCUUGAGCCAAAUUCGUCAUCCCCACUUGCUAAUUCUUUUAGGGGCAUGCCCUGAUCAUGGUUGCCUAGUAUACGAGUUCAUGAGGAAUGGUAGUCUGGAGGAGAGGUUGCUGAGAAAAAAUAAUUCACCUCCACUUCCCUGGUUUGAGAGGUUCCGAAUUGCUUGGGAAGUAGCCUCAGCUCUUGUCUUUCUCCAUGGCUCAAAGCCAAAAGCAAUCAUUCAUCGUGAUUUAAAACCAGCAAACAUAUUGCUUGAUCAUAACUUUGUAAGCAAAAUUGGUGACGUUGGCCUCUCAACAGUGCUGCAUUAUGAUUGUUCCUCUGUAUCUACUGCAUACAAGGAUACGGCUCCAGUUGGGACAUUUUGCUACAUCGAUCCUGAGUACCAAAGAACCGGAUUGAUCUCCCCAAGUUCUGAUGUUUAUGCUUUUGGAAUCGUUAUUUUGCAGUUACUAACUGCAAAACCACCAAUGGGAAUAGCCCAUUUGAUGGAAAAGGCUAUUGAGAACGAUUCCUUAAUGGAUGUACUUGAUCAAGAUGCCGGGGAAUGGCCAGUUAAAGAGACAAAAGAACUGGCAAUGUUAGCAUUGAGAUGCACGGAGCUUCGUGGUAAAGAUAGACCUGAUCUGAAAGAUCAAAUUCUUCCAGAAUUAGAGAAACUGAAGGAGACUGCUGAUAAAGGUCGAGAUUGGCCACCAAUUGCUAAACUGCUGCCACCAAAUAUGUUCGUCUGCCCCAUUCUCAAGGAUGUGAUGGAAAAUCCCUGUGUUGCUGCUGAUGGUUAUACUUAUGAUCGGAAGGCCAUAGAAGAAUGGCUGGAAGAAAAUGGUAAUUCUCCGAUGACAAACUUACCAUUGCCACAUAAGAACCUUCUUCCAAAUUACACACUUCUCUCUGCAAUUAUGGAAUGGAAAUCUGGAAGACAUUGAACUAAUAUUUAAUUAGCAGUUUCAGUAGUCAUUCUUCACUUGUGAAUAGGCUUUGUUAGUGGUAGAUAUUUAUCAUCAGAAGCGUCCCCGGAUUUAAAAUGUAUCAGUACCCUAAAUAAAUGAAUACAACCAAAAACUACCAUAUGAUUCUGGAUGACAAAAUUCUUCUUCCUCUUUCCAUUCUC